Messenger RNA from Penicillium cataractarum, 1548 nucleotides. Its product is annotated as cytochrome P450. Bases 1 to 1548 code for a protein of 515 amino acids. The record is from RefSeq and is a predicted model, not a curated record. Lineage: Eukaryota; Fungi; Ascomycota; Eurotiomycetes; Eurotiales; Aspergillaceae. Gene Ontology annotation, molecular function: heme binding; monooxygenase activity; iron ion binding. The transcript is spliced from 5 exons.
AUGGCAGUAAUGUCUUCUCUUGCCUCCGGCCAGUGGGCCCAAGCUCUUGUCGCGCUUGGCCUCUUGCUCUUGACGAAACUUGCCUGGGAUGUUUUCUUUUCUCCGUUGAGGGCCAUUCCGGGCCCAAUUUUGGCCAAGAUCACAGAUGCCUGGCGGGCUAUUCACACGCAUCGUGGCCGUGCCGACCUGAAACAUCUCGAACUCCACCGUAAAUAUGGAACAGCAGUGGCAAUUGGUCCUAACUGCGUGAGCAUUUCUGAUCCGAGCCUUAUUCGGACGAUCUACUCCACACGUAACCCAUGGAAGAAGAGUGACAUGUACCGGCCUAACGAUGUACUCAUUGAAGGCCAUCGUCUUAGUAACUUGUUCAACUCCCAAGAUGAGGAGUGGCAUAACGAGAACAUUCGACCUAUUCGCGGUCUCUGGAGCAUGACCAAGGUUCUUGAGUAUGAGCCUCUUAUUGACGAGACCAUCAACAAGUUUGUGGACAAGCUUGCCCAGAAGUUUGUGGAUGGCAAGAACGCUGGUACUGUCUGCCCAGCAGACGAGUGGAUUGGAUAUUUUGCCUGGGAUGUCACUGCGAACUUCAGUUUCGGUCGGCACUAUGGCUUCAUUGACCAAGAGAAGGAUGUGGACAAUCUGAUCACCGACUCCACUGAUGGUUUGAUCUACUUUGCUCCUGUCUCCCAAAUCCCUUGGAUUGACAACUUGCUCGACAAAAACCCAAUCAAGCGAAUUGGACCCAAACCAACUUUGACUGGCGUUCUCUAUGCCUUCAAGGUUGUUGCAGAGUACCAAGCUCAGCUCGCCGACAAGAAAGUCACUGCCGGCUCAGUGGAUCACACCUUGGACAAAUACGUGCAACUCAAGGAGACAUACCCGGACAUGGUCAACGACCAACAAAUCGUGAACUGGCUGAUGCUGAGCAUCCUAGCUGGAGGCGAUACCAGCUCUGCCACUAUGCGUGCCAUCUUCUACUACCUGGCCAAGUCCCCCGCGGCAUCAUCCAAGCUCGCCACCGAGCUGCAAGCUGCCUCUCUCCCCACACCGGCACCUUGGAAAUCGAUCCGAGACCUGCCUUAUCUGGAUGCAGUUAUCCGCGAAUCCAUGCGCAUCAACCCCGGCAUCGCAAUGAUCUUUGAGCGUGUAGUUCCAGAGGGUGGAUUUACCCUGCCAGACGGACGCUAUAUCCCUGCUGGUACUAAGAUUGGGUGCAACCCCUUCGUGACCAACCGGGACUCUGGUGUCUUUGGGGACGAUGCCGAUGAUUUCAACCCGGACCGCUGGUUGCAGGGUAAGAAUGAAAGCGAUGAGCAAUUCGAGGCUCGUUCUCGACGUAUGAAGGAUACCGUUGACUUUGUCUUUGGUGGCGGUGGUCGUAUCUGCAUGGGUCGGUAUUUGGCCAUGCUGGAGAUCAAGAAGUUGAUUGCGACACUUUACAGUCUGUUCGAUAUUCAACUAGUCGAUCCGAAGCACGAGUGGAAGUACCGUGAUGCUUGGUUCGUCUACCAGUACGACAUGCCGAUGAUCAUCAAGCGCCGCGAGUAG